Messenger RNA from Salvia miltiorrhiza (redroot sage), 785 nucleotides. RefSeq names its product G-type lectin S-receptor-like serine/threonine-protein kinase At1g11300. The record is from RefSeq and is a predicted model, not a curated record. The annotation marks the transcript as partial. NCBI's taxonomy places the organism in Eukaryota, Viridiplantae, Streptophyta, Magnoliopsida, Lamiales, Lamiaceae. The transcript has a single exon.
CGAGCCACCAAAAUUAUAAGCCCAUUCCUUCUCAAUAAUUUUGUACAAUGUCACGGGGAAUCACUCAAGUCUUUGUUCAUAAAUCAAUACUUGUUCUUAUAAUCCUCGGAAGUGUUGUACGUUUGAGCUCGAGCGUAGAAGAAGACACCAUUUCAGGCGGUGUUGUCAUCAAAGAUCCAGAAACCAUCGUAUCCCAAAAGCAGAUAUACAAAUUAGGAUUCUUCACUCCUGCAAACACCACCAACCGCUACGUAGGUGUCUUCUUCGCCUUUUCAGAGGAAACCGUGAUAUGGGUCGCCAACAGAGAGAAACCCCUCAAAGAUGCUUCUGGCGCCAUAACUCUAUCCCAAGACGGCAAUCUCGUGGUUAUAGACGGAGCUAAUCAAACCGUCUGGUCCACCAAUCUCACCACCUCCCCCGUCAACUCCACCGUCCAAAUCCUCGACACCGGAAAUCUCGUUUUGCGGGACGUUGCCACGGGAGACACGCUAUGGCAGUCUUUCUCAGAACCUACAGACGUGGUGGUGCCGGGCCUGACGAUGAGCCAUAACGUGAAUACAGGGAAACAGGUGGUGGUGUCGGCGUGGAAAAACGCCAGCGAUCCGGAGAUAGGGAGCUUCACCUCCGGCCUCGACGUCAUAAACGGGAUCCCACAACUUUUCGCAUGGAAUGAGGGGCGGCCGCACUGGAGGAGCGGGCCGUGGAACGGGCUGAUAUUUCUGGGGAUAAAGGAGAUGUUCUACGCCUACUUGGACAGCUACGCUCAAGUGAAGAACGACAGCGCC